Penaeus vannamei (Pacific white shrimp) is the source of this 864-nucleotide messenger RNA. The record is from RefSeq and is a predicted model, not a curated record. Lineage: Eukaryota; Metazoa; Arthropoda; Malacostraca; Decapoda; Penaeidae.
AUGUGUUGGAUAUUGCAGACCGCAGUAUUAUGGGACCCCCCCUGGGACAGGGCCAGCCGCCGGGGGGAUGCAAGUUCACCCGCCCCCCCUGGCAACCCCCGGCUGGGCCUCAGGGCCCCACAAACUUCCUGCACGGCCCGACCCCCUGGAAUCCGAAUCAGCGCACCAUCAAUCUUGGCGGCUGGAAGAUAUCGCCAGCCUACUCUCGGGACGAAUAUGAUGCGUAGUGGCCAAGCGUUCGGCCGGCCAUCUGCACUCUGCUUGAUGCAUAGAAGUUACCUGAAAAGUAAAAAUCCCGAGGCUGGUGAUGUACCAAAGUAUGUUAAGCGGAAGGAGACUAAACAUUACAUCCCCUAGAAAAAAAGUUAAUGAAGUAAGAAAAAAAUAUGUAAUUAAAGAAGAAGUCACAGGAACGAUUGAUUUAUGUCCUCCUCUCUCCCCUCCCCCCCUACAUCAAGCAGAAUUUUCCUUGCCCCACUUUUGAACCUCCUCUUCCCCUUUACCUUUUUUUAUUUUUUUUUAUUUCUUUUUUAGAUAUUAUUGUUAUCCCCCCCCCCCUCCCCAUGAAAUUGAUAGGUGUUCCGGAAUUUAAGCCGUCACACUUACAGUUCUUCUUUUCUGAGGGAUGGUCUUGGAACAUUCCAUACUGACAAAUUACAAAGUAUUCUUUGCCCUAUUUUUUUUCUGUUUCUCUUUCUUUUUGGUGUGUUGUGUGUAGAUUUUUUGUCAUUGUUAUUUCGUCGACUAGAAGAAUGGAGCGAAGCAGAGUUACAAAGACCUAUUUAUUGCAACAUGAUAUCUCCAUGAAGGUGAUGUUGUUUGUUGUCUACAUUUAUAGAUGUAAUAAAAGUAGCAGGACUUAUA